AUGGCGGACGCGGAACCGGUCGACGACGAGUUGGCGUAUUACUAUCGAUCCUCGGAGGACUGUACAUCCGGAAGAUGCGCCAUCUGUACUGUUUCGUCAGAAGCUGCUCUUUCCAUGACGAAGCAACUCUCUUCGGCACCCAAUGAAACAGUUCAAGUAAGCGAACAUAGAGAAAAAAUGAGUGAAUUAGGAAAAAAUUAUCUUUUUAGGAGCACCGAUACUUCCCCCUGGACGACCGGGUUCUUCUCGAUAUCCCCGUGGAUCAUCCUGACUACUUCCCACUUGCGAAGAGGACCAUUGAGACUUUUCAAGAUUCCCUCAUGUUUGUGAACCUUUCUGUAAGAGGAAACUUCUAAAUUGAAUUCUGAAUUCUCCACUGUUUCUUUCAGAUUCCGGAACCGGGAAAAACGGAUUUGGACUCUGUUCUUCUCGUCACUAAUGAAGGAAUUCUCUUUGUGAUCACUAAAAUGAUCGACGUUCACGCAUCGCUCAAAUUCUACGACAAAUGGAUUCAGACGAUGCGCGCGAGAUACCCUCCGACCUCGCACACAUCUUAUCCGAAUAGAAACCCUAAGGAACCAGACGUGCUCUUUCUUUCGGAAUUCCAACAAGACAAGACGUCAUUGCGACGAACUCGUUUUAUUGGCAACUCGGGGGAAAACGAGUACUUCUUAGAGCUAGACACUGGAAUGGUUGGUUCAUUUGCUCGGCACUUGAAAUGUAAUUAAUUGAAGAUUCGAAAAAUGCAUCACAGAGAGAGUGACAAAGACGCGCAACUGUUCCGUGUCUUCCAGCCAACUCCUCCCGGGUACAUGCGAUGCUACCUUCGAAACAGAGAGAAAAUGGUUUGUGCAAUUAACUGGGAAAUCGCAAGAAUACGCAGAUUCAUUUUAGACGGUUUCUGACAUUCUGAACAAAGCAAUCCGAAUCGCCAAGGACAAAAAGAUCAACAUUCUCCAAACGGACUUUGACUGCAAAAAUGAGCCACACACAAUCGUAGACGAAUUCAUUGAAAAUCCGCUUGAGGUUAGUAACGCGACACACUCACCUUUUCGAUACACUCUUACUUUCGUCUCUAGGGAAUGUGGUCCGACGAAAGUGAUGACGAGUGA
This is a messenger RNA of Caenorhabditis sp. 36 PRJEB53466, 1112 nucleotides long. The record is from the annotation of a GenBank genome assembly. Lineage: Eukaryota; Metazoa; Nematoda; Chromadorea; Rhabditida; Rhabditidae.